Messenger RNA from Wallemia ichthyophaga EXF-994, 462 nucleotides. RefSeq lists its product as uncharacterized. Gene Ontology annotation, molecular function: structural constituent of ribosome; mRNA 5'-UTR binding; small ribosomal subunit rRNA binding. Lineage: Eukaryota; Fungi; Basidiomycota; Wallemiomycetes; Wallemiales; Wallemiaceae. Gene Ontology annotation, cellular component: ribosome; mitochondrial small ribosomal subunit. The transcript has a single exon. Bases 1 to 462 code for a protein of 153 amino acids. Gene Ontology annotation, biological process: ribosomal small subunit assembly; maturation of SSU-rRNA from tricistronic rRNA transcript (SSU-rRNA, 5.8S rRNA, LSU-rRNA); translation. The record is from RefSeq and is a predicted model, not a curated record.
AUGAACGCAGCCAAAUUCACCAAAAAUCUAACAAGCUCGUUGAAUGCAGGCAACGCCAUAUCCUACAACAAAUCUACAACGAAAUCAAUCAUAAAUGUCCACAGCACAAGGAACAACACUAUCAUAACACUAACCAACAACCUCAAUCAACCGCUAACUUGGAUUUCUUCGGGCUCAAUUGGUUUCAAAUCUGCCCAAAAAGCUGGUUAUGAAGCUGGUUACCAGUCCACAAUAGCUCUAUUCAACAAGAUCAAUGACUCUUCCAUCGAUUCUUCACUCCACCAAUCCAAGUUUGGUCCCCUUGAGCUGCAUUUUAGAGGUUUUGGCCAAGGACGAUCGGCUAGCUGGGCAGCACUCUUAUCACAGGAAGGUGAAGCUUUUAAGCAGCGUCUGAGCUUGGUCAAGGAUAAGACUAACUUGGUCAGAGGCGGUACAAGACCUAAGAAGCAGAGAAGAUUGUAA